Musca vetustissima is the source of this 3177-nucleotide messenger RNA. RefSeq names its product transmembrane channel-like protein. Gene Ontology annotation, cellular component: plasma membrane. Gene Ontology annotation, molecular function: mechanosensitive monoatomic ion channel activity. The record is from RefSeq and is a predicted model, not a curated record. The transcript has 13 exons. NCBI's taxonomy places the organism in Eukaryota, Metazoa, Arthropoda, Insecta, Diptera, Muscidae. The annotation marks the transcript as partial.
AUGAUUGCAAUUCUCAAACCAAAUACAUCAACACCCACUGGGACAACACCACCAGCACAUCAACUAUCAGUUACAUGGGCUACACCACCGUGUGCUGCAAGUAGUAAAGAAAUCAAAGGAAAACCUUGUACACCCUUGCCCGGAGCUAUUGCAGCAGCCACAGCAUCAACACCAGAUUUUCCCUUACAAAGUCCUGGCUUUAGUAUUCACACAGCUAAUACGGAUAAUAACGAUGAAGACAAUGACGAAAAUAUCGACGAUGAAGAAGACUAUUCUGUGUCUGUAUCAGCUAUAAUGCAAAGACGUGCCAGUGUACGUGGCUAUCGCAGGAAAAGCAGCAGUCGCAACUCACGCAGAGCUUCCAGUCCAAUGGAUCACGUUUUGGAUAAUGCAGAGCGUAGACGCUCCAGCGUCUAUACAACAAGUUCAGAUGAAGGUACAAAUCAAGAAUCAACACAAGAGCAAAUAUUUGAAAACAUACGUCUCCACAAGGAGGUUAUACAAUCGGUUAAACUUCAACCAUGGCCAAUACGUAAGAAACUUAAGCUAGUACGACAGGCUAAAACAUAUGUGGCCCGGCAUGAGGGAGCACUACAGGAACGUUUUGCCAUGUCACGCAGCACUCGAGAUUUGUGGGCGCGUUUUAAAAUUGUAAUGGCUGCUCGUUGGCGCCACUGGAAACGAGAAAUUUACAGUUUUCUAACCGUUCUCAUACCUUGGGAGCUACGAAUCAAAGAAAUCGAAUCACAUUUUGGAUCGGGCGUUGCCUCGUAUUUUACAUUUCUUCGUUGGCUUAUGUAUAUGAAUGUUAUGAUUGCCCUGCCAUUGGUAUUAUUUGUUAUUGGACCGGAGUAUUUUGGAACGAAAAACGAUGAAAUUGAUCCACGCAAAAAGAUGACCGAACGUGAAUACAAGGUUGCCGGUAAUCUACUAACAAUAUGGGAAUUUGAAGGUUAUCUGAAAUAUUCGCCAAUGUUUUAUGGAUAUUAUUCAAGUUCCACCGGAGCAGCGGCACAUGGAUACCUAUUGCCACUGGCCUAUUUUCUAACAGCGGUGGUGGUAUAUAUUUAUAGUUUCGUGGCCACACUAAGAAAAAUGGCCGAGAAUUCACGUAAUUCAAAACUAUCAUCGAAAGACGACGAAUGCACAUUUUCGUGGAAACUUUUUACUGGUUGGGAUUUUAUGAUUGGUCAUGCGGAAACUGCACAUAAUCGCAUUGCAUCUGUGGUAGUUGGUUUCAAGGAAGCUCUACUGGAGGAAGCUGAAAAGAAGAAGGAUACACGAAAUUGGCGUAUUAUAUUGCAACGUAUAGUUGUUAAUAUUUUGAUAAUUGCCCUGUUAGUCGCAUCCGGUGCUAUUGUUGUUUACUUAGUAAAUAGAUCAGAAGAUUUGGCGAAACGCGACGAUUGGUUAAGUAAAAAUGCUGUAAAUGUUACCAUGAAUUUACUUUCAUUUAUAUUGCCAAUGAUAUUUGAGGCGUUGGGGCUAUUCGAAAAUUGGCAUCCUCGUCAACAACUCCGCUUACAAUUGGCCAGAAUUAUGAUUUUGAAUUUACUCACCCUGUAUUCGUUGAUGUUUUCGUUCAUCUAUAAAAUCGACAAAAAAGAAGGGCCACUUGUCGAAAUGAAACUGCUAAAUGAUACUGCAACAGCUCAAUUGGAGGAUUUAAAUCGCAGAUGGGAAAUCUAUAAAAAUAUGACAGCCAAUUUGAAUGGCACUACGGAGCUGGCCACGACAACAGAAACGGUAAUGCUGACAACGGCCAAAGUGGCAACAAAACUCGUCUGUCGUAAUGUUACAAAAUACUGCACCAAACAAUGCCAGGGGAUCCAGGGACUUCCAACAACGGCAACAGCAGGAACAAUGGCCGCAGUGGCCACCACAACUUUGUUGCUCUUAAAUCUCACCACAACCACCAUGAUACCACCAACAGCAACGACAACAGCUUUGGUAACAAAUGCUACAAGUCCCAUUAUGACGACCACAACGGAGAUGAGUACCGAAGCAGAAACGACAUGGGCGAUAACAACUACCACCGAAGCCAGCACCACCGUAACACCAUCGGACACGACAUAUUCCAGCACAUUGGACAUUACGACUACAACACCACCUGCCAACAGUCCCUUAACAACUCAGGCUACAACUGAACCAACGACCGAAGAAACUACCAUCUCUACACCAGCAAUAACAUCAACGACAACAACCGAAUAUCCUGGAAAUGAUACACUCUUUGAAUAUUAUGAUUAUUUCGCGGGGAUGUCAUUGGAACACCAACUGGUCGAUGAUGAGCUGAACAAAGCCACUACAAGUGAAGAUAAAAAGAAAAGAGCGGCCAGAGCUCACAGGCGGAAAAAGAAAAAGAAGUCCCAUGCAACGACAGGAACAACUCCUUUGAAUGAAAUAUUCAAAACCACAGUGGAACCUUAUUCCAAUGUCAGUCCCGAACAAACACCGAGAAAAUCGAAAGGAAAAAAUAAAAUUUCUAGAAUCAAACGAGCCCAAAGUGUUCCGCCAUCCAGAUUAUUGCCUAGAUCAAAAUACAGUCGUAGGGAUUCCAGUGGUACGACAACAACAAUAAGCACAACUACACAAACCAAUGAAAUGACGACAUCAACCACAGAGGGCACAACAUUGGCCACAACAACCGAAGAUAAUACAACGCCAUAUCCCACAACAAAGGACACCACAGCAGCGGACACCACAACAUCGACCGAUUUCAGUGCAUCAACGCCGCAAACCACUACUGCCAAGGAGAUACUUUGGGAAGAAAAUACGCUGCUCAAUGAAGUUUUAGAUUUCUUUACCACAAAUGCUACGACACCUAGACCCGGUGGAAAUACAAUUCGACCACAAGAAGAUCCAUUAAUCAAUGACUUGACGACCAAACCAUUCUUCGAAGAUGAUAGGACUGUUAUUUACAAUCUGGAAGAUAUGCCAAAUGGCACCAUGUAUGUUUGUUGGGACAUGGAGUGCACCCCAGAACUGGUGACAGAUGACGAUAAUCAAAACACUUCAUUGGACAUGAACAUUUCGCGACCCAUAACAAUGACAGAAGAGUUUGAGAAGAACUAUACGGAAAUUAUGAAAACUUUGAAAAGGGUCGAAUUAAGUUUGACCACAAUGUGUUGGGAAACAUCUUUGGGUCAGGAAUUGGCCAAAGUUGUGGUCCUUGAUGGG